Selaginella moellendorffii is the source of this 903-nucleotide messenger RNA. Its product is annotated as RING-H2 finger protein ATL67. The transcript is spliced from 2 exons. The coding region runs from base 1 to 903 and encodes 300 amino acids. Lineage: Eukaryota; Viridiplantae; Streptophyta; Lycopodiopsida; Selaginellales; Selaginellaceae. The record is from RefSeq and is a predicted model, not a curated record.
AUGGCAAGGCUGAUGAAGCUCGUACCGGGGGAGGCGUCGCUGUAUGCUUCUAUCACACACACGCAAGCCGAGUCUCCAGCCGUGACUCUCACUUACGGUGGCUACAUGCCUCUAACUCGAGCUACGAGCACUGGAGCCGUGAGUAGCAGUGAAAGUAAUGGACUUAACAUCGUCGCGGCGAUUUUGGUGACCGCCUCCUCGAUGAUGAUCCUGCUGGCUCUACGUCUCUGGCUUUGCAAGUGCUCUCCUUCGCGGAGCUCUAGCCCCAAUUCCUCGUCCUCAACGAGCAGCGAUGGCUCCAAGAAGAAGGCCGGGGAUGGAUUGGACAAGGAGGAUAUCAACAAGUUUGCACUCGUGGAUUUCCAGGCGCUGGCGAGCAGCAAGUACGAGAAGACGUGCACGGUUUGCUUGUGCGAGUUCACCUCCAAGGACGUCGCGAUUCGACUCCUGCCGGGUUGCAAUCACUCGUUUCAUCCGGCUUGCAUCGAAAUGUGGCUCUUCUCUCACACUUCGUGCCCGAUUUGCCGCAAGAGUUUGCUACCCCUGGCUAUGGUGGCCAAGAGCUCGAGUUCUUCCAUACAAGAUCAUGCGCAAGAAGAGCACCAUCGAGGAGAGGAAGUAGGAGUUCUCGAUAUCAACAUUCUUUCGAACACCGUUGCUGGGCUGAAGGGGCCCAGACUUUUCCACACAGAGGACGAAUCAAAACGUCGUUGGCUGUACCGCAAAGCUGUGGUCUCGUCCGUUUAUCAUUCAUAUCAGGGACUCCUCCUAUCAUUUUGCCACCCUCCCAGACAAAUGCUGCUGCUAGAUCAUGAAAGUAAUCGCGAAUGGUCAAAAAAAACCCGUGAUGGUGUCGUAAUGUAUAAAGCUUGCCAGAAGGAGAACCACAGUAAAAGUAUUUGA